CACAGUUUUAGAGAAAAAUUGUGUUUGCAUUAUGAAUCGUUCACAUCCAGUUGCAGAUGGGAAAGAUCGAAUACGGUCUAAACUUCAGAGCAUUGAAGAUGAAAAAGAAUUGAUUAUUUCUAUCAUUGAGAAUCUUGUUGCAAAGGCUAACAAAACUGCCAAUUCUUGCCUUGAGGAAGAAAACCGAACUACUUUUUUCAAGAACUUUCAUCAAGUUAGCCAGGCAUUGGAAUCUUGCUCUGAGAAGCUUUUUUUUAUUAGAGUAAAUCUCCUGGAAAAUGGUGAUGGAGAAGAUGAAUUACCAGUAGAGAGUUCCAAAGAAAGCUAUGGUGAAGAGCUCUCCAAAAUUACUGUCUCAUACAAGGUCACUCCUGACCCAAAGGAACAGUUAACAACGUGUGAUGUAUUAUCGGAAAAUGUGUAUAGUAAAGAAUAUAAAGAAACAUUUUUACAGUUGAGGAACAAAACAAGUGUGAGCUCAGAUGACAGUUAUAACCAGGUCAGUGUGGUGUCAUCUCCUGCUUCUUCUUUUUAUUCCCUCCUAACGAGCUCACCAACAAACAGAGCAUUUGAACAAAAUAUACAGUUUGAUUCUAAUCACAGUGUAAGCAAUAAUAGUGGUAAAAGAGCUCAAGAGGUUGAAAACUUGAUAACUUUAGAUAAUCUUUCAGACCAGAAGCACACGCACCAAAGUUAUAAUCAGGAAUCCAAACAAGAUGGAUGUCUAUCAGACAUAAAAGAUGACCACAAUGACAAUCCUAAAGAAACGUUAGUGAAUACGCUAUUUACUUCAGUUGAAAACAUCGAUAAAAUCUCUCAUUUAGGGAAUGAAGGACUCUCUGAUAAAUAUCAGUCUUCUUCCUCAUUUGUUGUAUCUGACAAAGAGCCUUAUCAGUCAGUAAAUCAUAGUAUUGUGAAGAGUCAACUAGAAGUUGAGAGUCAGCCUUUUUUUACCUUACCAUAUAAACAUGACAAGAACUCACAGUCAUUAAAAUGUCUUGGUAAUGUGGAGGGUCAGUCUCGUGUGCUACAGACUCAUGAGAAAUGCACAAAUUCAAGUCCACAGCAUACCACAACAGACAGUCAUUCCUGUAUAGCAGAUAAUACUAGGAAUAUUUCACAAGUUUUAUUGUCAUUUGAUGUUGUAGAAGAACAACCUCGUGCACACACUGGACCUAAUAGUACUGAACUUGGUAAACCUUCAGACCCUAAUGAACAUGACAAUUUGCCAUUACUUCAUAAUUCAAUAGAUCAGCAUUCUUUUACACCACCUAGUGUACAUAGUGGAAAUCCAAAACUACCACAGACAGACAUUUCAGAAGGUGAACAAGUUUGCAGAUUAUACGGAUCCGAAAAUGUUGUGCACUCAUCUUUUCAUCAUCUCGGUACAACAGGUACUCAGCCAAAUACAUCGCUUGCAGCUGACAGAAGUCCACCAACACCCGCACUUCAUUCCACAGCAUGUUAUGAACAAAGCGUGCAUCCACAUGUGUCGCCAUCUAAUGGACUGAAGAGUCACCCUUGUCUGCCACAAAUACCUGACCCAAAACCACUGACACUAGCACAUGCUAGUGAGAGAAAAAGUGAUUUUGUAAUUCGUCCCAUGCAUGUAAGGAUAGGAGUGCCCAUACCUGCAGUUGUUUCUCACAUUGUUAGCCCAUCCGAAUUUUGGCUCCAGCCUGCAGGAACAGUGGUUGAAGAGCUGUCUCACAAAUUGCAGUUUGCAGGACGGCAGUAUCAGGAUAAUGAACUUUGCUCAGUAGAAGUUGGUAGCUAUUGCAUGGCAAUUUUUCCUAAGGAUAAUUGCUGGUACCGGGCUGUGGUGCUAGGCUGUUCAUGGUCUGAUCAACAACCAAAUUCUCGUAACACUGUGACUGUGCAGUACAUUGACUAUGGAAACAAAGAAGUUAUUUCUGUAGCAUGGCUACGUCCUCUCCAUGUGGAGUUUUUGAGUGUUCCAAUGCAAGCAGUUCAGUGCUACUUAAGAGAGGUGAAACCCCUGUUUGGACAGUGGCAUGGACCUGCUUUGGAUCAGUUUCAGAAACUAGUUUUGUUACCAUUAGGCUUAAGAGCCACAUUUUAUCAGCCUGUGGAAGACAAUGUGUAUCCUGUUGAGAUGAGUUGUUUUAUACCCUUUCUGCAAUCUUAUUAUAGCAUUGGUGGGUCUUUGAUUAGCUCUGGAUUGGCAUUGCGAGCUCUAAAUGAAAAGGGUGACAUGGGAAUGGAAGAUCACACAUCUACUAGUAAAGGACAAAACACGGCAUCGGGUUUCAGUGAAGUGUCACAAUAUCAUCAGUUUCAGGCAUCAGAUCAGAGUAGACCUAAUCUACUUGUAACUGGUACUCCUCAAAGUUCUCUACAGAACACCAGUGAUAGUGAAACAGACUUAACAUCCAAGAAAAAUGAGAUGUCUGAAGAUGCUUCUGCUGAAGUGUCUGACUCGGAAGAAGCCAAGCAAAUGCCUCUCAAGAAAAAGACCUCGUGUCGAAAUGUAAUACCGGAAGGACGGUUAGAUCAAGACAGCCAGUCAGAUAGCACAGAAAACAGUUCAGCUGGUAAAAUGUUUUUUUGGAAUGUUCUUGUUUCACCAGCACAAGUCCAAACAAGUGAAGAUGGUUUCUUUGUAGCACUUUCUUCAGUUGUGCUUUCUCCAAGUGAAUUCUACGUCCAUCCAGUAACCAAGGAAAAUUCAUUACUUGAUGACCUGCGUGAAAAAAUGACAUAUUUCUAUGAGAUGAAAGUGUUCAAGAAAUGGUCAUAUGAUAGUAUUCCAUUACAUACAGGCCUUUACUGUUGUUGUCGCUACACUUUGGAUGGAUCCUGGUAUAGAGUAAAACUUAUAAAAGUCCUUGAAAAAAAUGAUCACCCAAAUACUUCCUCUACAGGAAAGAGAAGGAAAUCAAGGAAACUUAGACAUGCCUCAACACCAGUUCUUGUCCAGUUCAUUGACUAUGGAAAUGUAGAAAAGGUUUCUCUGAAAGAUCUUUAUCCACUGGCAGUAGAAUUUUCCAAAUAUCCAGCUUUUGUUGUCCGGUGCUCUCUGGCUGACGUGAGACCAAAAAGUACACAGACUACGAGAUUUAAAGAUGAUACUAAUAACGUACUGGAUUUACGGUGGUCAGAGGAUGUUGGAAAAAGAAUGAUAGAAUUGAUGGGCUUUGAGAAAUGUCUCAGCAUACAAGUUAUUUCCACAUCACACACACAAACACCAAGGAAGGAUACCUGCUUCAACGUUCAUGUGUGGGAUACUCAGGGUUCAAGUGACAUUCUGAUUAACUCAAUCUUAGUUGAAGAAGGGCUUGCUGAAACAGAUAUUUCCCCAAUAUCAAUAGAAGAUAAUGAAGAAGUCAUUCCAGAAGUUGUAUUAGAAAAGUCAGAUGUUCAAAAUCCAUCAUCUUCUGAAAUCCACUCCGAUAUGAAUAGUUGGAAUCCCAUGGCCGAGGAUUACCUCAGUGCACGAAACAGUUAUGCUGUUGAUAUAGAUGAUCCAGGAGUAGCAGUAACAGGAUACAAAGCUAAAGAUGAGCAAUACAUCUGCAAGUAUUUUAGUGUGAAGGGAAGAUGCCCACGAGGUGAAAAUUGUCAUUAUGAGCACAUCUAUACUGGAGAAGAUGGUACAACCAGAGAUGUAAUGGAGGUUGUUAGCAAUUGUCCACGUUUAAAACUACCUGCUAUUGGGAGUUAUGUGGCCUUGAGUUUGUCUGCUGUCUUCAAUCCAGGACACUUCUAUGCUGUCUUCCCGUAUGGACCAAUUCCUUUUUUCAAGAUUAAUCAAGAAGGUCCUACUACAGUAGAAGAAAAAGAAACUCUGGAAGCUCUGAUAAAGGCUAUGACGGAAUGUUAUUCUAGAAAAGUAUUUGUUCAAGAUCCUAGUAGUUUGCCUCCUCCCGGAAAAAUAGUCUCUGCUAGGAGCGAGGAACACGGCCACUGGUAUCGCGCCAGGAUACUCUCCAUAGAUUCUGAAGGAAAAAAUGUUGAGGUGUUUUUCCUAGACUUUGGUGACUGUGAAUGGAUCCCUCUCAGCAAUAUUCAUGACUUAAAACCCGAGUUUUUACAUUUACCAGUACAAGCUGUGGAGUGCUUCCUAGCAAAUAUAGAGCCAGUUGGAAGAGAAAAAGGAUUAACAUGGUCUCAAGCAGCAAAAAAAAUGUUUAAUGAAUUAGCCCAUAACAAGCUUCUCUUAGCUCAUGUUGUCAGCAAAAGUGACGAUGUGUUAUAUGUUGAACUUAAUGUUCCCACUGACAACCAUCAUAUCUCAAUCAACGAAGCCUUGGUAACAAGCAGCCUUGCUCAGUAUAUGCCAAAAAGUCAUUUAAUUCGAAAGCCUUCUAACCAUCCUGAUCAGUGUACAGAUGGAGCUGUUAAAUCUAAAACAGUAAUCCACAUUCCUGGCUGAGGAUUCCAAAAACUUUAUUUUUCUACUUUAAAACUAUAGCAGCUAAAAAUAUUAGUUUAUUGAGCAUGAACCGUUCAUCGUGGUUCUCUUCUGUUAAGGAACAUAAUAAGAUGAUAAACAUUCGUUUCACUAAUUUUGUUCUUUCAUUUUAUGUAGUUAAUGUAGUUUCGUUUUUAAGAUACAAAGAUUAUGCAUAUAGUUUUUGAAAAUUCUUUGUACAGUACUGUGAAUGUGUAAAGAAAACUUGCUAUAAAGAAGAA
Molecule: messenger RNA, 4656 nt
Organism: Limulus polyphemus (Atlantic horseshoe crab)
Lineage: Eukaryota; Metazoa; Arthropoda; Merostomata; Xiphosura; Limulidae
Exons: 17
Coding region: 32-4396 (1454 amino acids)
Molecular function (GO): metal ion binding
Source: RefSeq, a predicted model, not a curated record